AUGCGCCUUCCAUCCAAGAGCCUGGAUCUCAUAUUGUGGGAGCUCGCGUUCGUAUCGCGAAUUAGGGAAAUGUCUUGGUGGUCGUUAACAAUACUUCUACAGACUCCUGUUGGAGAAAGUGACUGUACCGAAGCCAGUGCACAGGGUGCCUGGACCGAAGCCAGUGCACAGGAGAGCCCUCAACUGGUCACGGAUAUCGGCCAAGCUGGACGAACACCAGACACUGAUAGGAACACCAUCGCUACCGAUGAGUUUAUUAACGAUGGCGAGGAUGAUGUGUCCGGAAUGAUCAAUCUUGCCGUCUUGCUCAUGGCAGAAUGCAAGGCAGGGUUACCACUUUCAGAGCUAGAACAAGCCGUCUUCCUGUUUCGUCAAGUUGUAGAUAGCCGUCCAGGAGGACACCAACUCCACCGUGCUACGAAGAGAGAUCUCGCGUCCGCAUUGGGUGUCAAAUUCAUGUACACCAAUCAACGACAUGAUUUGAUGGAAUCUUUGACUCUUCGCAAUGAGAUAGUCAAGGGUUCGAUUUCAGACCAAGAGGCGAGCCCCGAGACCACCAUCCGACUAGAGGACAAGACGGACACAGAAGACACAUCAGAACUGGCGAAGGGAUUGUUGACGGACUUCCAGAAGUCAACUUCCCUUCACAUUCUGAACACCAUUGUCUUUCUUGCUCAACAGGCACUUGUGCAACUAUCAGCUGCAUCUACUAGCUGGUUCAUCACAUUGACGACUCUGGUUGAUGCAUUAUAUGCCCGCUUUAACCAUUCCUAUGAUCUGACUGACCUAAACGAAGCAAUUUCUAGUUUGCAAGAUGCUAGCAAAUGUUGCACGGAGCGAGAUCAGCAAGAAUCGAACAUAAACUUCCGGAUCUGUGGGCUGUUAGCAACACGAUUUGAUUUUAUGGGGGAUAUUUCUGAUCUUCAAAUGGCAUCGGAUUGGAUGAUCAAAGGCACUGAAACUUCCACAGGUCUUCUGGAAUUGCUUAAGUCUGCCAAUGAACUUUGUAAACAGUUCACAAGGUCAGGUAAUAUGGCUGACCUGAAUACAGCAGUGACACUUUUUAGGAAAGGGAUUGCAGAGCUACCUCAGGGAAGUGAGAAUUAUGCAGCUGCCAUCAAUAAUCUUGCAAAUGCACUGUUGACCCGAUUCAAGCAAGGAGGUCAACAAAGUGAUCUUGAUGAAGUCAUUUCUCUGCACAGGCAUGCUCUUGAGCUCUUCCUUCCACCCCAUCCCAAUCGAUCCAGCUCACUCAACAAUCUUGCUUCUGCACUGUCAACCCGAUUUGAACAAGAAGGUCAGCAAAGUGAUCUUGAUGAAGCCAUUUUGCUGCACAGGCAAGCUCUUGAGCUCUUUCAUCCAUCCCAUCCCCUUCGACCCAUCUUGCUCAACAAUCUUGCAGCUGCUCUGUUAACUCAAUUUCGGCAAGGAGGUCAUUCCUUCCACUCCAUCCCAAUCAAUCCCAGCAUGCUCAACAAUCUUGCUUCUGCACUGUUGACUCAAUUUGAGCAAGGAGGUCAGCAAAGUGAUCUUGAUGAUGCUAUUUAUCUGCACAGGCAAGCUCUCGAGCUCCAACUUCCACAUCCCAGUCGAUCCAACACACUCAACAAUCUUGCAAAUGCACUGUGGACCCGAUUUGGACAAGGAGGUCAGCAAAGUGAUCUCAAUGAAGCCGUUUCUCUGCACAGGCAAGCUCUUGAGCUCCGACUUCCACCUCAUUCCCUUCGAUCCAGCUCACUCCACAAUCUUGCUUCUGCACUGUCAAUCCGAUUUCUGCAAGAAGGUCAGCAAAGUGAUCUUGAUGAAGCCAUUUCUCUAUACAGGGAAGCUCUCAAGCUCUUCCUUCCACCCAACCCCCAUCGAUCUAGCUCACUCAACAAUCUUGCUUCUGCACUGUUAACCCGAUUUCGGCAAGGAGGUCAGCAAAGUGAUCUUGAUGAAGCCAUUUCUCUGCACAGGGAAGCUCUUGAGCUCUUCCACUCCAUCCCAAUCCCUUCGACCCAGCAUGCUCAACAAUCUUGCAAAUGCACUGUUGACUCAAUUUGA
Molecule: messenger RNA, 2046 nt
Organism: Laccaria bicolor S238N-H82
Lineage: Eukaryota; Fungi; Basidiomycota; Agaricomycetes; Agaricales; Hydnangiaceae
Exons: 5
Coding region: 1-2046 (681 amino acids)
Molecular function (GO): protein binding
Source: RefSeq, a predicted model, not a curated record